Messenger RNA from Eleginops maclovinus (Patagonian blennie), 2400 nucleotides. RefSeq names its product leucine-rich repeat-containing protein 15. The record is from RefSeq and is a predicted model, not a curated record. Gene Ontology annotation, molecular function: protein binding. NCBI's taxonomy places the organism in Eukaryota, Metazoa, Chordata, Actinopteri, Perciformes, Eleginopidae. Gene Ontology annotation, cellular component: extracellular matrix.
UCUCACACAGUGACAGCAUCAUUUAGUAAAGUACGACAGAAUAGCCUGCAACACUACUUCAAGCUCUGCCUUUUCAUCAGCGCCUGCUGGAAGCCAUGAUGCUGGCAGCCAUGAUUCUGGCCUCUCUGAGCCUCUGGGUGUGGGCGUCUGACCUCUGCCCCCCUGUCUGCCAAUGUCUCCACAACCUGACCUUCAUCAUGUGUCAGGACCAAGGCCUGGACCAGAUACCUGAUCUGCCAGAGAGCACAGAGAAGCUGUACGUCUCUUACAACAACAUACAGGAAGUACCCAGACAUGGGCUGGAGAAGCUGCAGGUCCUGGAUCUGACUAUGAAUCAGAUCAAUUUCAUCCUAAACCAAGUUUGGCCCAGCAUGACGAAGCUGUCUAAGCUCUUCCUACGCAACAAUAACCUGAGGUUUCUGAAAUCGGAUCAGUUCCCAAAUUGCCCCAUUCUUACCGUACUUGACCUGAGUCAGAACCAGAUCAAACAUAUACCGACCGGAUUCUUCCGUGGAUUAGCUCAACUGGAGACGCUGAAUGUGGAAUUCAACCAGAUUCAAAGGUUACAGGUCGGGGCAUUGGAAGGAGCCUUCCACCUAACUGACCUCAACCUACGCCAUAACAAUGUGUCCAACAUAGAGGAAGGUGUGUUCAAAAACCCUGCUGUGUUAGAAAAGCUUGAUCUGUCUAGUAACAGAAUUACAAGUAUUAGAGAGGGCACCUUUAGAGGAGCGACAGUUCUCCAACAUCUGGACCUGAGUGGCAACAUGCUGAGCUCUCUGUCUGAGGGAUCGCUGAGAGGCCUGACCAUGCUGAAUCAGCUGCACCUCAGUCGCAACCUCAUAGAUUCUCUUCCCUCUAAAGUCUUCAACGACCUGACAAGCCUAGAGAUACUUGAUUUGUAUAGUAACAGACUAACAUCUCUUCCUCUUGACGUAUUCAGUAACCUGAAAAACCUCACAGAACUGCAGCUGGAGAGCAAUCGGAUCUCUGCCAUACCAGUUGGGGUUUUUGAUUCUUUGUCAAAACUCAAAGAGUUACAGCUUUCAAAUAACUGCACGGAGCUCCACCCUGCUCUGUUCAACAAGCUCAAAUCACUGCAGAACCUGGACUUGGAGAACAACACUCUGAGGCACCUUCCCAAAGGCCUUUUCCACAAGAAAAGGGUCCUCAAGGAGAUACACCUCGAUGACAACCACAUCAGGUCUCUACAUCACUCAGUCUUUCACAGUUUAACAAGACUAAAUACACUGAAGCUCUCUCGAAACCAUCUCACCUCUCUACACCCAGACCAGUUCAGAGACCUUAUCAGUUUAAAAGAGUUAAAUCUAGAUGCCAACCACAUUGGACACCUUUCUGCAAGCCUGUUCCUGAAUCUGACCAACCUUUUAAUCCUGAAUCUGGACCAUAACAGUAUCUCAGAGCUUUCUCCUGAUGACUUUGUAGGGUUGACAUGCCUUAAGGAGCUCGGGUUGAGCUUCAAUCAGCUCCAUGACAUCCCGCAUAACACCUUCUAUCCCCUCCACCUUCUCCGAAAGCUUCAGCUAAAGAACAACAGCCUGGAGAGUUUACACCCUCAGCUCUUUACCCAACUUUCGAAACUAACGGAACUCAACUUGGAUGGAAACAAGCUGGACCGCCUGCAGCCUGAUGUAUUUCAAGGACUUGCAAAGCUCCAGAAGUUGAGUUUGAAGUCCAACCAGCUCCGAGCAGUGGAGAAUGGGACUUUGGGGCCUUUGGGAAACCUAAGAGCUGUUAAUCUGUCAGGUAACCUGUGGGACUGCACCUGUGCACCUGUUCUCUACAUCAGCCGCUGGGUCAACACGCACAGUGAUAAGCUCGGGGACCGGCCCUUUUGCUUCUUCUCCUCUUCUUCCUCACCCCUAACUAAGGAUACACCACUUUCUCAGGCAGCUCAGUCUCCCCCUCUGUUACAAGAUCAAUGCAUUCCAAAGGCUGCAAGUGGCUCAUCUCUUUCAUUUCCUCUAGAAAUGCUGAAGCUGAUCACAAUAUCUCUCCUAGCUCUCGGCAUACCGUGACAUCCUCUGUGGUGCCGUUGGGUUCUCUAACUCUCUUCCUGCUCUCGCUUUCUAUGUCUGCUCUCUGUUUAGUCUCUAUGUACUGUAAUGGUGCAAAUCAAAUGGCAAAUGUGCAUUGGAUUAAUGUCGCAAAAGUGCAAUAUUAAGAUAGAUGUUGAAAAAAUGUUAACUUAAUGAUUUAAUUUACAAUAAAAUAUAGAGCUAAGGAAUUGAAUGUGGAUAUGAGAAUGUAUUAUUUGGUAGUAAAAAUAAAUCGUACAGAUUGCAUUUUGAAGUAAAGGCUCAUUGUGGCAUUAAGAUUUAGAUUUAAGGUUUUCAAGGUUGUUCCUCUAAACCAGUCAAAAAUAAACCUUUCAAAUAC